GCCAAAACUUUUGGAUGCGACGAAAAGGAGUACAGGAAGGGGUCCAUGCACCGCCGGAAAAGCUGGGUAACCACAGACUUUGGGUACGAGUUCUGCUUCGAGGCUCCCAAUGGGAGUGUGAAGUGGUACAAGGUGCAGGGGCACCUCAUCCAGGAGUGCACCCUUGGCAGCCAAUUUGAGGUCACCGGCUCCAUGCAGGAAGUCACUUCGAUGCUCAUUGACAAAGUCAUGGGCGACAGGUGGCAAAAGUGGUGGAGCCGCAUGUGCCACAUGGUCUUCGACGCCACGUUGCUAGUGGAUACACAAGAAUAUCGGGUGCUGAAUGCCUGGGGCGAGGAAAAGGUCUUUGGAUGCAAGCUGCAGUCGCACCACCCGCUGCUGCAGCUCAUCAAGCCAGAAGACACCGUCUCCCUGAAGGAGGCAUUCAACGAGGUGACCUUCAAGGGAUUCGAACGUGGCCGAACCCUGCACUUGCUGCGACCCGGAAAUCAGCGAGACACUCCGGCGCAGUGCUUCCUGCUGUCAGCGGACCAAGAGAAUCCCAACGAGUGCAUGAUGGGCAUUCGCAUGCAGGUUACCGCCUCUGAUGAGAAUGUCUCUGUCCUGUGGGAUGUGGCGAAGCCGAACCCAGUGCUGACCCUCGAAGACUUGGCACGGCUGAAAUCCGGCCUCAAGCGAUCGCACCGGCGUCCAUCACGGAAUCUACGCAACGUGCAUCAACGAUCGCUUCAUCCCAGGUCACGUACAUCUGAUCCCAUCGCAUCCUCGCACUCGCUCUCAAGCAUUCCCGAGGACUUGCAUGGUGAGUUUGAAGAUGACGAUGAUGCCCGGUCCGUCUCGGACAUGUCCGACAGAGGCUCGGAGGCUGAAAAUUCCAUGGCCGACGACAGCGAAAGCCGAUGCUCCAGCUCAGAGCAUAGCUCCACGUCCAAUGACGAGGGGAUGUCUGAGGUUGGCGUUUGCAACAGCAGUCCGGCAAGAUCUGCCAGCGAGGACUUCGUGCCCGGAGCCCCGCAUGACUGGAGUGCGAAUCCUUUUAACCUGUCACCAAAGAAGAGCCGUCUGCCCGACGCCAUCUCGCCAGCACGGGGAUCGAAGUAUGGGGGGGUACCCGCAAGGCAGCUUGCACCUGGAGCUCCCCUGCCUGUGCAGAGGAAGGCACGUGUCGGACCUCCCACCGUGAAGCUGCGAUGGUCGGGCCAGUCAUUCUCUGUUAACUUGGAUGACUUCUCCUCCAUCAGUGAGCUUCGAGCUCACAUUCAUCGGGUGACAGGUGUACCCGCGAUUCGACAGACGUUGAUCCUGGGUGGCCGAAGGCUCCCUAUCAAUGAGGACUCCUCGCCGACAAUGAACGAGCCAACUUGGCAGGAAAUCAAGGAUCUUGUGCGUCCUGGCCAAUGUUUGAUGAUGGCUGGUAGUGUCCCAGACCCUCUUGCCACAAAAGACUCAAGUGCUGCCGAACCUGCACAGCCCGCAGCACAGCCUGCGCAGCAGCCUGCGCAGCAGCCUGCGCAGCCUGCUCUUGAAGCUGCCGAAGUGACUGAAGAGCCGCUGCCCGCGUCUCCAACUGCAGCAGAACCUUCAGUCUGA
Symbiodinium natans is the source of this 1590-nucleotide messenger RNA. The record is from the annotation of a GenBank genome assembly. NCBI's taxonomy places the organism in Eukaryota, Dinophyceae, Suessiales, Symbiodiniaceae.